This is a messenger RNA of Hydra vulgaris (swiftwater hydra), 2157 nucleotides long. Its product is annotated as negative elongation factor B. Gene Ontology annotation, cellular component: nucleus; NELF complex. Gene Ontology annotation, biological process: negative regulation of transcription elongation by RNA polymerase II. The record is from RefSeq and is a predicted model, not a curated record. NCBI's taxonomy places the organism in Eukaryota, Metazoa, Cnidaria, Hydrozoa, Anthoathecata, Hydridae.
AGUUAUUUACAUAUUUUGUGUUUCGCGGCUGAGAGUUAAACUAUGAUUUUGUCGUAUAAUUCCACCAUAAAAAUUCUACCACAACAUGAAAAAUAGGUCAAACCCAGAUGACGUUUAUUUAGAUCAAAUCAUGAUUUUUCAUUAUUAGGUUGCAAUUAAAAUGUCAGGAUUUGAAGAGUCUGGGUUAGCUGGAAAGCAUUCUAUUCGCAAAGGGUUCAAAGAAUGUCGUGAGCCGGAGGCUUUUAUUUCUACAUUUCAACAAGAAAAUUGUGUUUUAUUAUCUUCCCUUCAUCCAGCUCUUCAUUUACUUGACUUACAAGAGGUUAAAAGAGUUGUCUUUCAUCAAUCUGUGAUAUCAGAUUUAAGCGAAAAACUCAUAAAGCGUAUAAACGCUAGCGAUUAUAAUGACCAAAAGCUAAAAGAACUUAUAGAUCAUACUAUUCAGUUUAUUCAUGUUGAUGCAUUGCGACCUGUUAUUAUGACUGCAUUAAAAAAGCUUAAAGAAGUAAAACCAGAAACUAUUGAACUAAUUUCUUUAAAUGAAAAAAUCUAUAAUGAUUGCCCCAUUGAAGUCAAACGAAAGGUAUGGAUGAAAAAACACCCACUUUUCGGUGAUGCUGUUGGUCCCAUACUAAAUAGGUAUAUUAUAGAAAAGCAGAGUUUAAUUUAUUCAACUGAAAAUACUAAAUCACAAAACUUUUUUAGUCUGUCUACACGGGAACGUAGACAGAAGCCUAUUGUAAAACAAUUAGUUGAAAUGAUAGGUACUUCGAUUGACUUAUAUAAUCUAGUCCUUCAGUUUUUAAGAACCUUAUUUCUAAGGACUAAAGAAGAAAACUAUUGCUCACUUCGAAGUGAACUAUUAAUGGCUUUUCAUGAUGCAGAUAUAAAAGAAAUUCAUCAAGUUGACCCAUGUCAUAAAUUCACAUGGUGUUUAGAUGCCUGCAUUAGAGAUAAAAGUAUAGACACCAGGCGAUUGAAAGAACUGCAAACAUUUUUAGAUACUAUAAAAAAUGGUCAAGAAGAAGUUAUGGGUGAUAUUGCUAUGAUUCUAUGCGAUCCUUAUGCAACAAAUACAAUUAUUGUUAGUAUUAUGCAAGUACUUAAUAAGUUGAUAGCUGUUGAUGUUCUUCCAAGGUCGUCUGGAGAUUUGAUGUUUCUCAUUCGUCUGCUCUGUCUCAGUUUGGGAGCUUGGGAUAUGAUUAAAGCACAAAAUUUUAAAGAAGAAUCAUUGAAUAUUGAUAUUGUUACAAAGUUUUUACCUCUACUAAUGUCCAUCAUGAUGGAUUGUAUGGGAGAUGAAAGCAAUGAAAAUCCAAAUAAUAUUAAAGUUCCUGAUAAUUUAUUUAAGUUUAUUCAAGAAAGCACACCUUCACAGUUAAUUGUUUGUUACUAUCUAAACCAAGUAAUUCAGAGUGAUAAAGUCGCCAUUUUGGAAGUUGUUUUACCGCAAUUUGCGCAAGUGUUGAAAAACCAAGUUAUUUCAACAUAUGUGUUUAACUUAUUUGUUCAUCGUUUUGCUUGCUGUGAAGAAAACUUUUCUCGCACUCGUUAUCUGAAUCUGGUGUUUGAUCAGUUUUUAUUUGUUUGGUUGCAAAAUGAUGAUGCUUUUCAUCACAUCCUUCGUUUAUUAUGGUUUGUUUAUCAGAAGGUGGAUAGUCAAGAACUUGUUCGCUUGUUAACAGCAACUCAGCCUUUAUCAAAGCAUACAGAUGUAAUUCAUGACUUGCAUGCUAGACUAGUUGACAUCAUUGCAUCUUCUAAAGUUAACACUCCGUUAAGUACCGGAAGUAAUGAGCAUAACAACUCCAUAUCUCCAGUCACAUCACCAAAUACUUUAUUUCAAGGAAUUACAAGCUGAUAUUAUUACUAUGUGGCAUUAAAGAGCAACUAAUAUUUCUCAUAAAGUUGUUGUCCAAAAGAAGUUGUGCUGGUUUUUCCAUUGCCGUUAAUGAAAACCUCUUCGAAAAUAAUAUUUUUAUCGAAGCCUUUUUUGGUUAACUUAGAAAAAAAAAAUUUUCCAUGAAAUAAAUUUAAAAAUAAUAAUAAAUUUAAUUUACUACAAUAAAAAGUUAUUGUCUAUUGAAUAUUUAUAAUAUAUAUACAUAUAUUCGUGUAUAAAUAUAAUCUAGCAUUUUUAUGCCAAUGCAUAAUUAA